Phycodurus eques (leafy seadragon) is the source of this 1318-nucleotide messenger RNA. RefSeq names its product cilia and flagella associated protein 126 (gene cfap126). The transcript has 5 exons. Bases 46 to 726 code for a protein of 226 amino acids. Gene Ontology annotation, biological process: cilium organization. Lineage: Eukaryota; Metazoa; Chordata; Actinopteri; Syngnathiformes; Syngnathidae. Gene Ontology annotation, cellular component: ciliary basal body. The record is from RefSeq and is a predicted model, not a curated record.
GGGUUGCUAUGCAACGAGCAGAUUUGUUUGUAAACAGACCCAGCAAUGUCGUCCAGUUUCUCAGCAAACCAGUACGACGGUGCCUUCAAGCCCCAGAGGCUGCAGAACUGGUGUCAGCCGAAGCAAUAUAACAAGGUAUCCAGAGCUCUGAGUGGCAGCACCAUGUUUGUUGCAGAUAACAGAGGACAUCUCCUCCCUGGAAUGGGAAAGAGAGGCAGCGCUUGGCCUAACUUUAAAGGGACAUGGGAUCUACCUGCUCGUAUACCAGCGCAGAGAAUCAACCCCACUAGUCGCUCUGUGGAGGGUCUCAAAAGACUCAAGGCCUGGGGCUUGGACCCUCAACACACAGGCAACUCUGAGCCACAAAGUGGCAGGAGAAACACUGAUGCAUUACAGGAUGCCGGCAAGCAGAACACUAGGGGUGUACAGCAGGAUGGUGCCGUCUCAGCCUCCUUGCCCCCAUCUGUAGCAGAAGUCCGGCCAGCGUCUCACAGCCGCCCCAUUUCUGCAGACCGCAGAACUGGCAACCAGAACCAGGACACGCAGACAGCUGAGGUAUCAUCUGUCAGUCUGCCUGCCGAGGACAGACAAAAUGCUGGCGAUACCGUGACGAGCAGGCCGGAGAGCCAGAGAGCAAUGUCAGCUUUGAAGCCCAUGACACGAGAAGGGGAAACCGCAAGGCAUAAUACUAGUCCUGUUUCAGCCCUUUACCCCCAAAUGAAUUAAAAAAAAAAAAAAAGUAUAUGCAUAUUUCACAUCCAUCCAUCCAUUUUCUUUACCGCUUCUCCUCACUAGGGUCACGGGCUGCUGGAGCCCAUCCCAGCUAUCUUCAGCCGGGAGGCGGGGUACACCCUGAAUCGGUCGCCAGCCAAUUGCAGGGCACAUAGACAAUUUUCCCCUUUAACUAAAUUGGGAUGAUUGUACUGAUAGACCAGAUCAAACUACUACUAUAUAAAUUUGAUUUUUUUUAUUUUGAUUUUUCAAACGGUCUUUUCAAUGUACCUCUCUGGUCUGUCAACUUAACACCUCUCCAUUUAGAAUGCCUUUAAGAAUUCUUUAGUCAUCAAAUUUUGUCAAAGUAUUGUCAGAACAAAACAGGCGCAAUGUUUUACAUGGCAAUUUAGUAACUCCUAUUUAUGUGUUUCCAAAUUAAAUGAUAAAAAAUUACAUUUUCUUUCACACCCAACAAAAAUUAGACAAGACGAGCACAACUGUAUGGCCAGUGCAGUAUGAUCAUGUUAAAUAUGAUCUACAUCUGUAAAAGGAAAAAUAAAGCUCACUUUGCAAGGCCGUCAAGAGUUGACAUACUUGUGUGUUG